Molecule: messenger RNA, 1544 nt
Organism: Cannabis sativa
Lineage: Eukaryota; Viridiplantae; Streptophyta; Magnoliopsida; Rosales; Cannabaceae
Exons: 9
Coding region: 234-1223 (329 amino acids)
Cellular component (GO): membrane
Source: RefSeq, a predicted model, not a curated record
AAGAAACGACCAAAAAAAAAAAAGUUUAUUCUGUCUUCUCCACUGAUUCUUCUCUUCUUCUUCUUCUUCUUCUCGGAUUUCACAACUGAGAAAUCAAAAAUACAUAGGACAAUAUAGUACACUAGCUUUAAAUCUUGUGCACGAACAAGGCAACAAGCAAAGAAUCUUGUGCGUUGACGCCUCUCCUCUUUAAUCUUUUCCCAUUACAGAAGCAACAUACUUGGCAGCCAGUCAUGACUGCCGACACUACAGAACCGAGUUAUUGGUUGAACUGGAGGUUCUUCUUUUGUGCUUUAUGGCUGUGUUCAACUAUGGUAGCUUCAUCCAUAUUGAUAUGGAAAUAUGAAGGGUUUAACAAAUCAAGCUCUAGGAGAAGAGAGCAUGAGGUAGAAACAUCAGGUUCUUUGUAUGAGUAUGAAUCUUGGCAGACUUGUCUUAAGGGAAUCCAUCCUGUAUGGCUACUAGCUUACAGGAUUGUAGCUUUUGUCACUCUUUUCGCAUUGCUUUUCGCCAAUGUUGUACUCGAUGGAGGUGUAAUCUUCAACUUUUAUACUCAAUGGACAUUUACUUUGGUCACACUGUACUUUGCGCUGGGAAGUUCCCUUUCUAUUUAUGGAUGUCGAAAGUAUCAAACUAAAGUUGGUGGGAAUGCAAAUAAUUUCGACGCAGAGCGAGGCACUUAUGUAGCUCCUAGCCUUGGAGAGAGUUCAGAGGCAUCAAAUUUGUAUAAAAAUCUCGAUACCCGUGAAGGAAAUGAUGCUCAUAAAACUGCAGGUGCAUGGGGUUACAUCUUCCAAAUCAUUUAUCAGGUUUCUGCUGGUGCUGUGGUGCUAACCGACAGUGUAUUUUGGCUCAUUAUUUAUCCAUUUUUGACAGCCAAAGAUUACAGCCUGAAUUUUAUGAUUGUUUCUAUGCACUCAAUCAAUGCUUUUUUCCUCAUUGGUGACACAAUAUUGAAUUGUUUGAGAUUUCCUUUGUUUCGAGCUGCAUAUUUUGUGUUAUGGACAGGAAUAUUUGUGAUCUUUCAGUGGAUUGUCCAUGCUUGUGUAUCAACCUGGUGGCCCUAUCCAUUUCUUGACUUAUCAUCCCCAUAUGCUCCUUUAUGGUACAUCGGAGUUGGAUUGAUGCAUGUUCCAUGCUAUGGCAUUUUUGUUUUGAUUGUUAGGAUUAAAAAGCUCUUGCUGUUGAGAUCAUUCCCGGAGUCUUAUCAGUGUGUGAGGUGAGGACUUAGGAGGAGAAGCUUGUUAUGUCACCAUAGCUUUUGUCAUAAUUAUAUAUAUAACUAAUAGGAGAAGAAAAUUUGUAUCUCUGCAAGUUUUCCUAUCACUCUUAUGGCUAUACUCUAUGGUUCACCUUCACCCAAAACAUUCCAGCAGAAAAAGAAGAAAAAGAAAAAAGAGAAAGGAAAGCAUUACAUAUUUUGCUUAUAGAAAAAUUCAUUUAUCAAUUCUUGAAUUAGAAUCUGUACUCAACUGUAGGUGAUUAUGAAUACAAUUACACAAGCAUAUCUUACCAAUAAAAUAUACACUUAAUUAGAUUACUAA